AUGCCAACAUCACCCUGGAAGUUUUGUAGUACAGACUUGCUAGGCCCACUUCCAGAUGGUCGUUACGUUAUAGUGAUAAUUGAUUACUUCAGUAGGUACUUUGAGGCAGCAUUGCUCAGAUCUACUAAGACAGGGGCAGUUAUAGAUUUUCUGGAUGCCAUUUUUACGAGAUUUGGUUACCCAGAAGCCCUCAGGUCAGACAUCGGGCCACAGUUCACUUCGGUAGAGUUUGAGGCAUACCUGAAAAGCAAUGGCAUCAAGUGGGUGUCAACUACUCCGUUGUGGCCACAGGCAAGCGGUCUCGUAGAUAGGACUAACAGAACUAUAGAGAAGAUACUUAAAAUAGCCACAGUAGAGAAAAAGGAUCUUCAGAAAGAGUUUAGGAAGUUCCUAGUAGCAUACAGGUCAACUCCGCAUACAAGUACUGGGUGUACUCCCUUUUCUCUGAUGUUCGGAAGAGAAAUGAGGAAUAAGCUACCACAGUUAGAUUAUUCAGCUGCUGCCAUUCCAGAAGUGGCAAGAGAAAGAGAUAUGGAGUAUAAGCUAAAGAUGAAAGACUAUGCAAACAAGAAGGCGGCGGAUAGCAACAUUCAGGAAGGAGAUAUAGUAGUAAUGCUGAAUGUGACAAAAGAUAAAUUACAACCGAAUUUCUGA
Messenger RNA from Nematostella vectensis (starlet sea anemone), 654 nucleotides. RefSeq lists its product as uncharacterized. The transcript has a single exon. Gene Ontology annotation, molecular function: nucleic acid binding. The record is from RefSeq and is a predicted model, not a curated record. Bases 1 to 654 code for a protein of 217 amino acids. Gene Ontology annotation, biological process: DNA integration. Lineage: Eukaryota; Metazoa; Cnidaria; Anthozoa; Actiniaria; Edwardsiidae.